AUGUACGCUUCUCGACGCGAAAUUCCCUGCGUUUGUGUGGCGUUCCAGAUUCGGCGGCGGCGGCGGCAGCGGCCGGGCUGGCGCGGCGCGCGUGCGGGCGGGCGCGGCCGGCGGCGGGGCCGGCGGCGGCCGCGCGUCCGUGGCGGCGGCGUUGGGCGGGCGGCGGCGCGGGCGGGCGGCGCGGGCGUGGGCGCGGGCGAUCGCGCCGCCGACGUGUGCGAGGGCUGCGGCCAGAAGAUCCACGACCGCUUCCUGAUGCGCGUGGCCGACGGCAGCUGGCACGAGCACUGCCUGGCGUGCAGCGAGUGCGGCGUGCUGCUGUCGCGCUCUUGCUACUGCCGCAACGCCAAGCUCUACUGCAAGGCCGACUACGACCGGAAGUUCGGUGCCAAGUGCUCGCGCUGCGGGGACCGCGUGCUGGCGCAGGAGCUGGUGAUGCGGGCGCAGGGGCUGGUGUUCCACCUGCAGUGCUUCGCGUGCGUGGUGUGCUGCCAGCCGCUGCAGAAGGGCGACCAGUUCGUGGUGCACGCGGGCCAGCUCUUCUGCCGGCCCGACUUCGAGAACAAGCUGUACAUGCUGCAGGCCAGCCCCGCCGGUGAGCCCAACCUCGCGCACUGCGCCGCAGGCUGCGUUCGCGGGCGAACACGCCCGUACACGUGGUGGGAACACGAGCGUUUGCAACCACGUUGGUUUAGUUUAUUGUGCUCACAGGGGACGAGCUGCUGGACGAGAACAGCCGCCGCGCGACGGGCGGCGCGGCCCAAGCGGCCGCGCACCAUCCGCACGUCGGCGCAGCGCCGCCAGUUCAAGGCGUCGUUCGAGAUCAGCCCAAGCCCUGCCGCAAGGUGCGCGAGGCCCUCGCCAAGGAGACGGCCUGAGCGUGGCGCUGGUGCAGGUGUGGUUCCAAAACAGCGCGCCAAGAUGAAGAAGCUGCAGCGCAAGGCCAAGCAGGAGGCCGACCAGAAGUCCGCCGGCGACAGGACAAAGGACGGCAAGGAGGAGAAGGCCAUCAAGCAGGAACUGCGACCGCAGAUCACACCCUACCCGGCGCACUCGGGCGACAGCUUCUGCAGCUCCGACAUCUCGCUGGACGGCAGCACCAACUUCGAGCAGCUGGACGAGGGCGGCGCCGACUCGCUGGCGCUGCACAACCUCGACCUGCCGGCGGCGGCGCCCAGCGACGGCCUGCUGCCGGGCCUGGUGCAGGUCAACCCCAUCGACAAGCUGUACCUUAUGCAGAACUCGUACUUCAGCACCGAGCAGUGACAGGGCGCGGGCGCGG
Molecule: messenger RNA, 1282 nt
Organism: Gryllus bimaculatus (two-spotted cricket)
Lineage: Eukaryota; Metazoa; Arthropoda; Insecta; Orthoptera; Gryllidae
Source: the annotation of a GenBank genome assembly